Molecule: messenger RNA, 6108 nt
Organism: Brenthis ino (lesser marbled fritillary)
Lineage: Eukaryota; Metazoa; Arthropoda; Insecta; Lepidoptera; Nymphalidae
Source: the annotation of a GenBank genome assembly
AUGGCUGACGAGGAAGUAGGCGAAGAAAAUGUCGAAGAAAUCCAUAUUGAAGAACCUAUUCCUGAAGAAGUGGAAGAAGAAGCCGAAGUAGAGUCGAUUCUCACAGAAUACGAUCCGGAUGAUUUUUUAUCCGGUGCUGUCAAUUCGUCGGACUCUACAAUACCUCAUAACUUAUUUGAAUUUGAAUAUUCUUAUGGUUACAACUGUCAAAAGUACUUCAAUCUAUGUGCAUGCGAUGAUUCUGUCGUGUGCUGGGCAGCUGGAAGUAUAAUCACAUUUAUGGAUGUGAAUACUAAGCAGUUGUGGUUUCGUAGAAGCACUACUGGAGGAUCCGUAGGAGCGGUGACGUCACAUAGGAAAGAUCCCAAUUACCGUAUCGUUAUAGCGGAAGGUAGAGAAGGGUUCCGUGAUCCUGUAAUAUUACUUUACACCUGGCCUCAAAUGGAAAUAGAUGCUGUCUUACGUGACGGGACAACUAAUGCAUAUUCAGUCUUAGAUUUUAGUCCAGAUGGAGAGCUCUUGGCGUCAGUAGGAAAGGAACCCGAUUACAACUUGACCAUAUGGAACUGGAAACGACACAAAAUUCUGUUACGCACAAGUGCAUUUUCAUUUGAUGUUAACACAGUCAUGUUUUCGCCCUAUUGUCCAGGUCAACUUACUACAGCCGGAGCUGCACAUAUCAAGUGUUGGAAAAUGGCGCACACAUUCACAGGAUUGAAACUAAAAGGAGAAUUAGGGAGAUUUGGGAAAACAGAGAUUUGUGAUGUACUCGGUGUUUAUCCUAUGCCUGAUGAAAAAGUUCUUUCUGGAUGCGAAUGGGGUAACGUUCUUGUUUGGGAGGCAGGUCUAGUGAAAUUAGAGAUACAAUUCAUGUUAAGUCCUGCUGGUGACGAAGUGACCACUAUUGGUCGGGACGGUUACAUACGCGCUUGGUACUGGGAUACUGUAGAACAGGCUGAUCCGCCCGAAGACGAUCCCUUUGUGGAAUUAAAUCCUGUUGCGGAAACUUUUGUACCGGGUUGCCAAAUAAUGUGCUUGAAACAUCAAAAAGACAUGUACUGGUAUGCACAAGAUGGAAACGGUGGCAUUUGGACAGUGGAAUUAGAAAUUGACAAGUUAGAAUGCAAUCAUCGUAAAGUUAUGACUUGUCACGCCAGUGGGGUAGUCUCUAUGGCAGUACUGCGCACACAUCCUGUUCUAAUAACUGCUGGCGAGGACGGGGCUUUACAUGCGUAUAACACUGAAACGCAUAAGUUAUUAGCAAGAUAUCAGUUUCCGGCUGCUGUCACUUGUAUGAUGUAUCCUCCUAUAGACGUUAAUGAAACGUCGUGCAUAAUAUUAGUUGGGUUCUCCGACGGUAUUAUGAGAACUUUGUUUGUACAUCCGGAGAGACUUCAAAGGCAGGCCUCAUUGGUUGAAGUACGCGUACAUUCAGCUCUCACUAUCCAUAGCGACGACUCUGUCAACGCCGAUGUCCUUGACUUAAUAUCGUUACAAAAACCUCACUCGAAAUCCUUAACACAAAUAACAAUAAACGAGCAUCGUACGUUACUAGUCACGUGUGGAGAAGACUGUACCAUUUUUAUGUACCACUUAGAACUUGGAACGCCUUUCAAACUACAUACUCUGGGCUUUAUACAAACCCCCAACAAUGUGGCUUUUAUGACUUGGAAACCUGACGAAGAGCGAGUUCUUCUUCUAUGUGGACAAUUAGGUGUUAUAAUUGAGGCAGUGCUACCAGACAUUCCAGUUAAAAAAUAUACUGAUAUCACUACCUUCAAACAGGAGUUCAUUUCCUACCAAGAAAUACUGGUGAAAAAAUAUUUCAUGCAAAAUAGACCAUUUCCCAUGGAAGAGGAUUUAGCUAGUAUAGACGAAGAAGCUCUUAAAGCUCAAGAGGAAUGUGAGAAAGACAACGAUGAAGAAGAAGAGGAUUGGAUUGGAGAAAUUCAACUUGUUGAAAGCGAAAAUACGCCAGGAAGUACGAUAACAUGGGCUCAAUACUGCGACGAAGGUAUAUGGGUGGUACAACAAGGCACGGCCGCUCUCUUACUUGUCAAACCUGGCCAUAACAAGAUAUUAAAAUACGGACCCUUUCCAGGGGCCUGGUGUGAUGACAUAACUGCUUUAAGAUUUAUAUGCGAGAAUCGUUACCUCAUUGUUGGUACUAACUGUGGAUGUAUUCGCGUAGUCCGCAUGCCCACUGGGGAUGAAGACACACCUGAGUAUCAUUAUAUGACUUGGAAAUUAGCGCAACAAAAGCUACUGAAAAAAUUAAAAGGGCGACGAUUGGCUAAAGAGGAGACCCAACCAACGCCCCGCAUAGAUUUCGUUGACAACUACUACUUGGCAAUGCAUGACCAUUACACCGGCGCUAUUACAUGUAUGGAAUUUAGUUCGGAUGGAAAGUUUUUAUUUACGAGCGGAGCAGAUGGUAAUAUUUUCUCGUAUAUAAUAAAUUUUACACAGCCAUUACUACCUUCACCUUUGUUACCACCUACUGUAGAAGUUCCGAAAAUAGAAAGAAUGAAAGAACCAAGCACUGUAGAUGGAGAACUUAUGUCUCACGAAGAACUCAAACAAAAAGAAGAAUAUGACAAAAUGAUAUCUAUAGCCAAUGCUCAUAAAAAGCGCGUUCGCGACCAACUGGCCGAGCUUACCGCAGAAUAUAGUAAAUUGAUUAAAGCGAAUCGAGCGUUACCAUAUUCACAACAAAUCGAUGUGACGUUGGACCCCCGUCCUCUCGUUGUCCAAGAACAAGAACUAGAUCAAGCUAAAGCCCUCACUCGCCGCAAGUUAGCGCAUCAAUUGGAGGCUUCUGAUUUGGCGCUACACAAAAUGUAUUCAAGAAACAUCAUACAAUUGGAUGUGUUUCCUUUCACUUUGAAGGCGAUAAGAGAUCCCGAAAUUAUGAUAAGACCUUUGCGACAAAAGAAUCUAUCCAAGGCUUUUUAUAGCCAACUUGAAGAAGUUCACCAGAAAAUGGCUGAAGCAUCAUUACGUGGAAGACGUACUGAAUCAACAAUACAGAAAGUGGCUAUUAAGAAAGCAUCAUUCGGUCCACCUAAAGUGGCAUCAUUUUUACUCGGACUGCCGCCCAAUCCCUCGCAUCCGUUAAAAAAGGCUCUUCGUAAUUAUUAUCAAAGAAUGAAUCGUCAUCACAUACAAUUCAUCGAGUGGCAAGAACACUUGUCCCGUAAACCUGACGCACUUGCUUUACCGCCCGGCGCUGCAGACGCGCUCAAAGAAGCGGAGGCUACUAUUGGCAAUCGGGUUCUUAAAACACAGCCGGACUACGUCGCGCCUCAGGGGCAUAAUACACAAUUGCGUAUUUGCCUUGCUAGAAAAGAGAUAUAUGAUAAUAAGCGUGAGUUCAACGAAAAAGUAUUGAAAUUAAGAGAACAAAAGGUUUGGCUGGUUACCAAAAUGCAGGAGAUUGGUCGGCGUCUAACUGAAAUACGUAGCGAAAUACCACACAAGUUGGCGAAGCAGCCCCCCGCUAUUCCACACAUUGAUGAAGACCUGGAAUUCCCUGAAAAAAACUUAGAGAUUAAACCGGAAAUAAUUAUACCGCCGGGACAAAGGGCAACAACUGCUAGGAAAACUCAAGAAAGGAGGAAAUCAAUGCUCUAUCCACAACAGCGGGUCCGACAACCGAGAGUGACGCGUUUUAUUCCAAUCACAGAGUCUCGACCCCUUACCGCCUCGUGGGAGUUGCUAAAACCAAAACCAGAUCAAGAAUCUUCCUCUAUUGAAAUAGAAAUUCGUGAAAGGCGUAUUGAAAGGCAUUUAUACGAGCAGGAUAUGUUACUUGCCGAUGCGAAGGUGUUGGUUCAGCAGUUUGAUUCGAGACUUCAAGAACUACAACGGGAACGUAUUCGAGUGCAGGAGAAAAAUCAGCUUCUUGAGCUACAUUUGUACCAGUUACACAGAGAGAUGACAGUGCUCAACCGCUUCGAAGCCCAGGAGGACAGACUGGCUGAAAGAGUGUAUGCUAAAUUAAUGCAGGUUCGAGGUGUAAACGAUCAGAUAGAGGACUGUUUACAACGUAUAGAGGAACAUAAGGCCGAAAAGGAAGACCUUGAUUUAGCAUGUCAAGAUUUACAACGCCAAUUUAAAAAGUUGGUACAAGAUAACAAAUUUGCUGAUUUCUUAAGAAGAAUAUUUAAAAAGAAAUAUCGACCUCCACGCGACCGUAAUGAGGAUGAAUCAUCGGAAUCAGAAUCAUCAUCAUCGUCAAGUGAAGAAGAAGAUGAAGGCAGUUUGGAUAGCCGAGACAUUGGACCGAUACGACUCGAUCCCAAUAUUUGCCCGGAAGGAUGCGACGUAGACAUUUAUAACAAAACCUAUGAGCUUAGGAAUACCAGGCAUAAACAUGAACAAGAUAUGCUGGAACAAGAUAGAUUAGUCGAACUUCUACGCAAGGACAUUGACGCCCAUAACAAAAUUAAAAGGAAGUUUACAGUGCAAUUGGAAUCACGCAAACAAGAAUUACGAGAAUUCAUGAUGGAAAAACAAAGCUGCAUGAACGAAGUGGACCAAGUGAUAAUACUCCGGUACGACCAGAUCCGAGCGUCAGCGCUGCGCGGCUGCACCGGCCCCGGUGGUCUCUCCAACACGGUAGUCUUCCCAGAAAAAAUGCUGAGUAAAUUGCGCAAGAGGGUUCUGGAACUACAAGAUGAGAUAAAGCAACAGAAACAAAGACAAAAAGUAAACCGCACCCACCUAUUCCGCAUGAACGUGGACCUGCGCGCGAUGGAGGCCCGCGCACGCGAGCUGACCGCACAAAUGCGCGAUGUGCUGACGCGCAAGUUAGGCCGCCCGCGCCGCGUGGACCGCACGCUGGACGAGCUUCUGCGACAGCUCGCGAGGCGGCACAAGUUCCGUGCCGCGCUCGCAGCGGUGCCGAUACUGCUGAAGCAAGUUGCUGAAUGGCGGAAACGUCACAGCAAAUUAGAACAAAAAUAUCUGACUGUGCUGAAUAAGUACUCAGACCGUCUUCGUCUUGCCGCCGCACUACAAGCAGAAGUUUAUCCACAAAAGCAACAUGAAGUGUUAACAACUCCAAAUAACAAAUUUUAUCAGCCUGCCAAAAAUCCAUCAAUAAUGGCGGGAGGCUACGAGCCGGAGCAGUAUCAGCGCGAUGUAGUGCGUCUUCGCAUCAUACGCUCACAACAAUUGCAACAAAUAAAGGCCCUAGAAGAAGAGAUCCAUGGGUUGCGGUUAAAACCUCUAUCCCACGUAAUAUCGCCACCAGUGCUAUCCCCGCCGGUGUCGGAUCAUUCUGAAAUUAGCCUUAACAUGGUGCCGCCUACCGCGAGGCCGUCCAAGAGAAAAUACUUCCCUAUUACGCCUCUUGGAUCUCAAGUGAAGUUAGUGUACGAAGUGAACUUGAUGAAAUUGCUAUACGAUUGCUUGGACACGAUGCGCGUGACACGCGACGAUGCUGAGGAACUGCUACAGGAGCUCACCACUGAGCUACCCAAAGUUGUUUCAGGUGCUAAAAGUCGUUUCGAGGUUGUAGAUUCUUUAGUUAAGAAAUGGCUGCUAAAGUAUGGCGGUGAUCCAAGUUUAUACAAGAAGCAAACUCGAGCUUUCGACGCCGUCGCCACUUUAGCUGAUCGCCUUAUAAAAGAACAUGUGGAAGCGAUAGAAGGCUUCGAUCCUAAAACCCACGAAGUGCUGCAGUCCCUAGAGACGGCCCUGAAGGACGUGGCGGGGGUGCAGCCGCUAAGAGCUCGCCUCGGCCCAACGCUCGCCUCGCUCAUACACACUGCCCACGCCGACACUGAUGAAACUAUGACGAUGGCAAUGACCUCCCUCGUACAAUCUUUAAUGGACGAGGAACAUCCCCUUACAAAAGAAUCCAUCGACUCAAUUGAUGUGUUCAAUGUUAUUGAAGAUAUUAAAGAUUGUGGAGUUAAAGCGCCACAGGAAGAACUAGAAAACGUCGUAAAACUUGCAAUCGACUGUCUCCGCGCCCAAAUCCUCACGCCGCAAGAGAAACAGCAACUGCAGGAGGAUGUUAAAGAGGCUUUCCAGAUUGACACGGUGUCAAUUGUCGAAGAAGCCAUACUUAAAAAGGAGGAUACUGAAGAAAGUGACAAA